AUGUCUGACGUCAAAUAUGCCGACGAGAAGGCACCGAAUGCGGUCGCCGACGCGCCUUUCACAGAUUCAGACGAAGAAGGCGUGACCUUCGACGCUCUCGUCGCGAAAGACCAUGGUCACGAUAUUCAGCUCCGGACAAUGUCAUGGCAGAAGGCUGCGUGGCUGCUUGCAGGCGAUCAAGUGUGCUUAGCCAUCAUGGCGCAGAGCUGGAGUUUGAGCGUACUGGGCUGGGUACCUGGCAUUAUUACUAUGCUGCUUGCCGGAAUACUGUUCUACUUCACAAGCAUGACUAUGUGGAGAUUCAUCAUGAAGCAUCCCCAGAUCAUGGAUAUCUGCGACUUUGGUUACUACGCCUUCGGCAAGCAGCGCUGGGCAUACCAUUUCACAGCCUUCAUGCUGUUGGCCAAUAACAUCAUGCUCAUUGGGUUCCACGUUCUUACCGGCGCGAAGGUCAUCAACACACUGUCCGACCACUCUCUCUGUACCGUCACGUUCUCUGUUAUUGUGACCCUCAUGGGCAUCGUCAUGUCGCUCCCGCGCACCCUGAGACACGUUUCGUUCAUGUCCAUGUUCUCAGCCGCGUGCAUGGGCAUCGCCAUCCUGCUCUUCCUGGUCUUCGCCGGCAUCGAAGACGCACCUGGAUAUGGAUACCUCGGUGUCUACCCUAAGGCGGGACUCGUGAAAACGUACGCCUUCCCGCCGUCUGGAACCACGUUCGUCGCCGCUAUGAACGCCGUCCUAAACAUCACAUUCCUUUGGGUGCCACAGAUCUUGUUCCCCACCUUCAUCGCUGAGAUGGAGAAGCCGCAGGAUUUCCCCAAGAGUCUGGCUGUCCUAUCCUGCCUAUCAGCUUUCCUCUUCAUCGUGCCUCCAGCGGUCGGAUUCAGGUACCUGGGCCAAUAUGCUACAGCACCCGCAUUCGGCAGCUUGGGUGUCGUCGUUUACAAAAAGGCGUCUUUUGCUUUCGUGAUUGUGCCCACGCUCGUCAUAGGAGUCAUAUACGCCAACGUCUCCGCCAAAUAUGUCUACAAGCACCUCAUGCGCGGUUCGCAUCACGCACAUAGCAACACCCUCAUCGGCUGGAGCGUUUGGAUUGCCGUUAUGGCCGCCAUUUGGUGGGUUGGCUUCAUUUUUGCCGAGGUGAUUCCCUCUAUGGGCGACUUCCUGUCUCUUCUUGGCGCUGCGUUUGACUCUUUCUUCGGCUUCAUUUACUUCGCCGUCGCAUACUGGCAGAUGAACAAGCGCGAUUUGUUCGGGGGAUUUGGACGCACGGUGAAGACGGUGUUCCAUGCGGUCGUGAUGGUGGUAGGACUAUUUCUCUUGGGCCCAGGGUUGUAUGCGGCGUGCGAUGCUAUUGUCGCGGAUUAUAGUGGGAGUACGAGACCGGCUUUUUCUUGUGCCGACCUGAGCAUUUGA
Molecule: messenger RNA, 1416 nt
Organism: Paraphaeosphaeria sporulosa
Lineage: Eukaryota; Fungi; Ascomycota; Dothideomycetes; Pleosporales; Didymosphaeriaceae
Product: putative amino acid transporter
Exons: 3
Coding region: 1-1416 (471 amino acids)
Biological process (GO): amino acid transmembrane transport
Cellular component (GO): vacuolar membrane
Molecular function (GO): amino acid transmembrane transporter activity
Source: RefSeq, a predicted model, not a curated record